AUGAAAUAUUUAAUUCCACUUUAUUUUAUACUCUUUAUAUCAUUCAUUACUAUUAUUAAUGUAAAUUCGGCAAAAAAAACACCAAAAAAGCCAACAAAAAAAACAACAACAACAACAAAAAAAACAACAACAUCAAAAAAAAUAACACCAAUUGUUAAAAGUUUUUGGAAACCAUUGAGAGUACCAUUGACUGGAAAAACGGCAACAACAUUAGGAAAAAGAGGAGUAGAGUAUUACAACAAACAACAUAAAAAUGAAAAUUUAACAUAUAUAAAUGUUACUGAAGGUGAAAGAUGUGGACAUAUAAGUACUAAAAAUAGAAAAAUAAGAGUUACAGUUUUAGUUAGAAAGACAUCUACUGGUAAAAAAGGCAAUGCUUCAUGUAAUUAUCUUCGUGCAGUAUUUAGCGAAUUUAGAAGAGGUAAAAUAGAUAUAAUAUUAGUAAAGCUACUCAAUAAAGAAGUAAAAGGAAAUUGUGAUAUCAAAGGCAAGGACAAAGAAUCACAAAAAACUACAAAAAAACCUACAAACAAAACUACAAAAAAAUCUACAAAAAGUAAAAGUAAUAAAAGCAAAAAAAAAAUUAAUUAA
Messenger RNA from Strongyloides ratti, 591 nucleotides. RefSeq lists its product as hypothetical. The record is from RefSeq and is a predicted model, not a curated record. The coding region runs from base 1 to 591 and encodes 196 amino acids. The transcript has a single exon. NCBI's taxonomy places the organism in Eukaryota, Metazoa, Nematoda, Chromadorea, Rhabditida, Strongyloididae.